UCCAGCAGAGUCCAGUAGCUGCAGUACACACAGGACAGCCAGAAGACAGACUGAAGAUACUAAAGGGGAACCUUUUCCUUGGAAUUAAAAAAGGAAACACUCCAGCAGACAAGCUUUGCUGCAGAUGCCAUGGGCUGCUGGAAGCAAGAGAAAAGCAACACCUGGACGUUUCCCACCCUGAUCCUCUGCCUCUAUGGAUUCUUCUACAUGAUGAAACCAUCAGAACCUUUCCUAACGCCUUAUCUAACAGGGCCAGAUAAAAACCUGACCAUAGAUGAGGUUACCAACCAGAUUUUCCCAGUGUGGACAUACUCCUACCUCGCACUCCUUUUCCCAGUCUUCCUGAUCACGGACUACCUGCGCUACAAGCCCAUCCUCCUCCUCCAGGGCAUCAGCUUCAUCGCCACCUGGCUCCUGCUGCUCUUUGCACAAGGGGUGCUGGCCAUGCAGAUGGUGGAAUUCUUCUACGGGAUGGCGACAGCCGCCGAGGUCGCCUAUUACGCCUACAUCUACAGCGUCGUCAGCACCGAUCGCUAUCAGAGAGUGACGAGCUACUGCAGAAGCAUCACCCUGGCUGCAGCCACCCUUGCCGCCGUGCUGGGGCAGCUGCUGGUUUCCUUAGCAGAUGUAUCCUACUUUCACCUCAACGCCAUCACUUUGGCUUCCGUGUCCCUGGCAUUUGUGGCUUCCUUUUUCCUCCCAAUGCCCCAGAAGAGCAUGUUCUUCCACAGGAAAGACGUCCCAGUAGCUCUGCCAGGACCAGAUCAAGUCGUGGCUACAGUCAGCUCCCACCGGCCCUCAAGCUGCCCAGAGGACAAGGGCUCUGGAUCUGCUGGCAGGGAACCCACACCUGAACAGCAGGCAGGUCGUGCCCAGCCCCAGAAUGGUGUGCUCAGAGUGCUGGUGCAGCUGAGCCAGGACCUGAGGGACUGCUACAGCUCUAGGAAACUUCUCUACUGGUCCCUCUGGUGGGCUCUGGCUACAGCAGGCUUUAACCAGGUUCUGAACUACAUCCAAGUGCUGUGGGACUUCAGAGCCCCCUCUCACAGCUCUGCAGUGUACAAUGGAGCUGUUGAAGCAAUAGCAACUUUUCUGAGCUCGGUAACAGCUUUUGUAGUGCAAUACAUGAAAAUUAACUGGGACCUUUUUGGAGAACUGGCUUUAGGGAUCUUCUCUGCAAUAGAUGCUGGUUUUCUAUUUCUCAUGUACUUUACUGCCAAUGUCUGGGCAUGUUACGCCAGUUAUCUCACUUUCAAAGCAUGUUAUAUGCUCCUCAUAACAAUAGCAACGUUCCAGAUUGCGGUCAGUCUGAGCAUGGAGCGCUACGCCUUGAUGUUCGGAUUCAACAACUUUGUUGCACUGGGGAUUCAGACCAUUCUUACAGCAGUGGUUGUGGAUUCAAAAGGCCUAGGACUAGACAUAGUGACUCAGUUCUUAAUUUACAGCAGCUACUUUGCAGUCAUAGCUGGGAUCUUCUUGACCAGAAGCAUUUGCAUGCUUGUGUCAAGCAAAUGCAAAAGAAAAAAAGCAAGAUCUUGCAAAGAGCAUCUGAACCAUGCUGAAGACAAAUCCAAAGGGCAGAUUGCAGCUGGCUAUAUGACACGGCUGUAGGAGUCAGGGAGACAGGCUCACGUGCCCAGGCCCUUGUGGGAGAAGAGCGCCUAUUGCAGCACACAGGGAACAGCAGAGCAAGAUGAGAAGUUCUACACAGCCCUGAAAAAAAUAUGCUGAAUCAUCCCAGCACUUUGUUACAACAUAUGCCACAAGAGAUCACCACAAUGGCACUGUGCCAAGAAGAAAAGAUAAGUUGCUUCAGAUUCUUACUUACUCACCUAUAAAUAGCUUAACAACAGUUGUCUGUGUGCAAGAACAGAGCAAGCACCUCAGCAUCCCACUGUGCUCAAAGGCAAAGAUCCGAGUUCGCCUGCCGUGCUGGUUCUAGCUCCUGUAUGUGGUGCUGUCCAGCUGCUCCAUG
This is a messenger RNA of Apus apus (common swift), 1975 nucleotides long. RefSeq names its product thiamine transporter 2-like. Gene Ontology annotation, molecular function: thiamine transmembrane transporter activity. The record is from RefSeq and is a predicted model, not a curated record. The transcript has 6 exons. Lineage: Eukaryota; Metazoa; Chordata; Aves; Apodiformes; Apodidae. Gene Ontology annotation, biological process: vitamin transport; transmembrane transport. Gene Ontology annotation, cellular component: plasma membrane. The coding region runs from base 130 to 1611 and encodes 493 amino acids.